Rhizophagus irregularis DAOM 181602=DAOM 197198 is the source of this 258-nucleotide messenger RNA. The record is from RefSeq and is a predicted model, not a curated record. NCBI's taxonomy places the organism in Eukaryota, Fungi, Glomeromycota, Glomeromycetes, Glomerales, Glomeraceae.
UAAAAUAUCUUUUAAGCUUUGCUUAAAAGUUCUUUCAGUAAGAAUUGAAACUUGUUGGAAAAAUGUGGCCUCCCAACCAUAAUCACAUAGAACUGGAGCUUGUUUUAUGUCGUUAUUAUUAUCGUGUUUCCUACGAGAAUACUUUUCGAUUUCUUUUUCUCCUGUUGGAUCAUCACGAACUUGGUUCGCGUAUGAAUGAAUUAAUUUUUGUUUACUCGCAUCAUCAUUCAAGAGCUCCACUAUUAACAUAUUUGUAGG